Callorhinus ursinus (northern fur seal) is the source of this 2026-nucleotide messenger RNA. It is a transcript of the gene CHTOP, whose product is annotated as chromatin target of PRMT1. Lineage: Eukaryota; Metazoa; Chordata; Mammalia; Carnivora; Otariidae. The record is from RefSeq and is a predicted model, not a curated record.
GCGGCGGCGGCGGCGGGGGCACCCACGCAAAAGGCAGGAAAGGGCAGGCCGGGCGCGCAGGCGGACCGGCCGACCAGACAGCCGGCUGCGACGGCGAGCUAACCUAGCAGCCUACCGCUCACACCUCCAGCCAACCGCCCACCAAGUCAGCUCAGGUUCCGCCGGGCCCCGGCCCGCGCGCCGCAGCCGUGGUGGCAGCCCCGGGAGGCGCACUGGCGUCCGUUUCCUUCGAUUCUCGGGACCUGAAGAUGGCUGCACAGUCAGCGCCGAAAGUUGUGCUAAAAAGCACCACCAAGAUGUCUCUAAAUGAGCGCUUUACUAAUAUGCUGAAGAACAAACAGCCGAUGCCAGUGAAUAUUCGGGCUUCGAUGCAGCAACAACAGCAGCUAGCCAGUGCCAGAAACAGAAGACUGGCCCAGCAGAUGGAGAAUAGACCCUCUGUCCAGGCAGCAUUAAAACUUAAGCAGAAGAGCUUAAAGCAGCGCCUGGGUAAGAGUAACAUCCAGGCACGGUUAGGCCGACCCAUAGGGACCCUGGCCCGGGGAGCAGUCGGAGGACGAGGCCUGCCCAUAAUCCAGAGAGGCUUACCCCGAGGAGGACUGCGUGGGGGACGUGCCACCAGAACCCUGCUUAGGGGCGGGAUGUCGCUCCGAGGUCAAAACCUGCUCCGAGGUGGACGAGCCGUAGCUCCCCGAAUGGGCUUAAGAAGAGGUGGUGUUCGAGGUCGUGGAGGUCCUGGGAGAGGGGGCCUAGGGCGUGGAGCUAUGGGUCGUGGCGGAAUCGGUGGUAGAGGUCGGGGUAUGAUAGGUCGGGGAAGAGGGGGCUUUGGAGGCCGAGGCCGAGGCCGUGGACGAGGGAGAGGUGCCCUCACUCGCCCUGCACUGACCAAGGAGCAGCUGGACAACCAGUUGGAUGCAUACAUGUCGAAAACAAAAGGACACCUGGAUGCCGAGUUGGAUGCCUACAUGGCACAGACAGAUCCAGAAACCAAUGAUUGAAACCUGCCCACCCUCCUGUGAGAGACUCUUGUUCAAAAGUCACCACAUCUGUAAAUGACCUUGAGAUAACAGAUGGAGAAGAAACCUGAUUGAUGCUGGAAGGACCUAUCACAAUGGGCUAUGGACUUAACUCGCCACCAGUUUGUGCAUUUAGUGUGUUCCUUUUAGUUUUUUGAUACUGUGUUGUAUGAAACCCUUUUUUCCUCUGACUUGGGUUUUAUUUUGUUGUGUUUGGGGUUCCCCCCCAAUCGCUCUGACUUCUCUUUGAACAUGAAUGUGGUGGUCUUGUGGCUAGAAACCCUCUUCCCACCUCUGCCUCCCUUCAUCUGUCAGAUGCUCUCGUGUUCUAACAUUUCCUCUUAUCAUCUCUUUGUCCCCACGAGAAAAGCCCCAGAAAGAACCCAUCAGUGUUCCUUCCUGAUGCCUGGGUUUCUGAGAGAUGGUUCUGUUCUACAUGAUCUUUAAUAUAAAGCCUCUUAGAAGUGUUUAGAAAAUGUGGAGCUCAAAUUCUGCCACAUUGAUACAUUAGUGUAGUAAGUUAGGGACACUGACGUAGCCACAGGGCCACAUAACAGGUUACACGUGGUAGCACCUCUGAUUUGAUUAAAGUUACUUCUGUGUACAUUGACACCACAUAAUGAGUGUGCUGGGCUGGGUGUGUGCAUUUUCUACCCCGAAAUGAGAUGUAUAAACUUAGCUCUUGGCUUUGUAUCCUGUCCAAAGAGCUACUGUUGGGUUGGCUUACACUUGUAAUAGGAAAUGGCCAUUUGGUUUGGCAGAUGCUUCAGAGAAAGGGAUAGAAUGAUGGCAGAUGCCUUUUAGGAGUCAGAACAUACCCAUGCUGGAAUGCUAUUGUCCUUAUGUUUAUCCCAAACCAGUCCUGGGCUUCUCCAUUCACUGGCUUUGUUUGGCCCUCUUUUUACUUCCCUUUGAAGGUUUAAGUUCAACUAUAUUCUGUCAGCUGUUCCCGUUUUCAGUGGAAUCUUGUAUUUCUGGUUCAUCAUAACAAGAAAUCAUUCUCAAAUCUA